AGUCUGUGACUAACCUCGUGAGCAUAGGGUUGUGUCAGUCCGCGUCCUCCACCGUAUACUCCUGCAGAAAAGAAAAAGAAAAGGCCAGUUUAAACCCCCUAUUAACAUGUGCUCAAAUUGAAAAAAUAAAGCUAAAAAAAAACUACAAUAAAAUGUUUCCCGUCUCGCCAAGAGAAUCUUUUGAGCCUUUCCCAUGAUUAGGAGUGAAAAAAGGGUUGGGGCGACCGUGAUAAGGAAUAAGAGCCUUUAAUCCAGUGGGACUUAAGGAGCAAAGUCCGGGAAAAAAUGGAUCCGGCCAGAAUUCUCCAGAUCAUUACGAACAGCACUUGGAUGGUGACCAAAUUGGUGGGGAGUGGACCAGUGGAAUUCGACAAGCCCCAAUAUCUCACCGAAAUUCUGGAAAACACAAACCGAGAUUUGCUCGUACAGCUCAGAGCCAGAGUACAACCCCAAGUGAGCGGGCCGGUUGAGUUCCGGAUAAAGGAAGGCAACGAGAGCGGAUAUUUUAACCUAGAUCGACAGACCGGCCGCCUCACACUCAAUACACCUCUCGAUUACGAGGAAAAACAACAGUACCACCUGGUGGUUGAAGUUCGAGCAGGAGAGGCCACCAGCGAAGCCAAGGUCGACGUCAGGGUGUUGGACGACAAUGACCACGCCCCCGUCUUCCCAAGGGCGCUUCACGAGACGCAGAUCACCGAGGAGGACGACAGACAUCUGCCUAAGACCAUACUCACGCAGGUGACGGCUACAGACUUAGACGGGGGUGAAUACGGACAGCUUCGAUACAGUCUGACAGGGGAUGGAGUCUACAGCAACGGCACGAGAUCCAGUUUCGCCAUAGACGAGAACACCGGUGCUAUACAUCUCCUGAGGCCUCUUGACCGUGACCCGCCCAACGGAAGGUCACAGUGGCGCCUGAGGGUCAAAGUGACGGACGGAGAGUACGACGCUUACACGGCAGUGCACGUUAACCUGAAGGACAUCAAUGAUAACGCCCCAUUCUUUCCUAUUUCGACGAUUAAUGCCACCAUCUCCGAAAACACGCCCGAGGGGGCAUCCGUGGCCCAGGUGUCAGCCACGGACAACGACGACCCGCGCGAGGGGCACAAUGCCCGCCUGGUGUACUCCCUGGAGAAGAACGUCAUAGACGAGGCCUCCGGGAGGCCCAUCUUCGCCGUGGACAGCGAUUCGGGUCUUAUCACGACCGCCCUCUGCUGCCUCGACAGGGAGAAGACCCAGAGGUACUCGAUCCAGGUGGUGGCUACAGACGGCGGCGGACUGAAAGGGACAGGCACAGUGUCCGUCGAGGUCUCCGACGUGAACGACGUCCCCCCGCGGUUCUCCAGGUCGGAGUGGACCCUGGAUGUGUCCGAAAGGCUGACCCCAGACAACGUCCUGGCUACACUGACGGUCAUCGACCAGGACGUCUCGAAUAAUUUCACAUUUAGGGUCGUACCUGGCAGCGGGCGAGGCUGGGAGAUGUUCAGAGUAGACGGACGCAAGACAGGCACCCCUGGCGGGGACCUGAGAGCUGUGGAGCCCUUGGACUACGAGAACGAAGAGCACAGAAAGGGAUUCAAGUUCAAGGUUCAAGUCUCCGAUAUGAUGUCGCCCUUUCAGGGCGACGAAGGCUGGAACGACAUGUACCACGUCGACGGGGCAUGGGUCAACCUCAAUUUGGUGGACGCGAACGACAAUGCCCCAGUCUUCACCCGGGACCACGCCCACUUGACCUUGGCCGAGGACACUCCCCCAGGGACGUUGCUUGCCACCUUCACAGCUCACGACAUUGAUGGGGGAGGGAAAAGUCGGGUAAGUUACUCCGUCGCGCCAGCGAGCGACCCUGGUGGAAUUUUCGGCGUCGACAGGUCCGGAACGGUCCGGCUGGUCGGUGGCCUGGACAGGGAGACGGCCGACGUCCACAACGUUCUAGUUCUGGCUACUGACGACGGUAUUCCUCCUAGGACGACGACGGCUACGCUUUCGGUAAACGUCACAGAUGUUAACGACAACCCGCCGUUCCUAGCGAAUCCGCAAGAAGUCCAGGUCCUGGAGAACGCCAAGCCAAAGGUCGUGGCAGAGGUCAAACUAGGUGACCCCGACGACUGGCGGGAAGGGCACGGGCCGCCCUUCACGAUAGCCCUCGACCCGAGGGCGCCGCCCCACAUCAAGUCGGCUGUCAAAGUUCGAUUUGAGAGAAGAGGCGACGAAGGCCGAGGCAUGGGCGUGGUGUCGACGAGGAGCGCCCUCGACCGGGAGGAGCGACGCGCCCUUUUAGUUCCUUUGCUGGUGGGAGACGCGGGGUCCCCGCCCCUCUCUGCUACCGUUACCUUGACGUUGCAUGUCGCCGAUCUGAACGACAACCCGAUGGCGCCGGCGUCCAAGAUCAUAACUGUACAUACGGUCCAGCCCCAGGCGACGGAGGUGCCAUUGGGUAGGAUAUACGUGAAGGACCCCGACGAUUGGGACGCAGCGUCCAAGACCUACAAGUGGAAACAGCAGCAGCACCCGAAUUUUUCGCUCAACGCCAAGACUGGCGAUCUCUCCAUGAAGCCUGCUACCAAAGAUGGAAGUUACGACCUCGGCUUCUCCGUCAGCGACGAAAGCCAAGGUCAGUCAGGGGUCAGCGCUAAUGUCACCGUAAGGGUCAAAUCUUUAAGUUACCGGGAGGUGAAAGCUGCCACGCCCAUAACUCUGGCCAUUAACCCUUACAGGAUUGUCAGGGAGGAAAAGAACGACAUGAACCUUCUAGACUACCUGGUGUCCAUGGUGAGGGAGUGGGUCUCCUUCAGCAAGGAGGAGGUUGAAGCAGUGUCCGUCCAACAAGUCAAAGGUCCUCCCACUCCCUCAACCAGGAUCUGGCUCACCUCUCCUUCUCCUACCAACCUCCACCACAUCCUCCUACACAGGAAACAGGAGCUGGAACACGCGAUGGGCGUGAGCGUCCUCGACGUGGGCGUGGGGGCGUGUAAGGAGAACUCCCACGACCAGUCUAGCAUCUGCAGGGAGGGCUGCUCUGCUCGCGUGUCCCUGGGCAGCGGUUUCUCCGUCGUCGAUGCCAACACUUCAGCCCUCGUGGGUCCUUGGGUCAACAUCCAGAAUGGCUGCAGCUGUCAGAGUCCGCCCGAGUUCGAAGACGGCACCUGUUCCCCAGACACCUGCUUGAACGGAGGCAGAUGUAUUCCCACUGAUACUGGAACUAGGUGUAUCUGUCCUCACGGAACCACCGGCUCCAGAUGCAAAGUCCUCAUCCGUCACUUCGAGGGUGGAGGCGGGAAAGGUGGAGGGACAGGAGGAGGUGGGGUAGGAGGAGUGGGGGGAGGAAGUAGCAGUAGUUCUGGAGGGAGACCAAUGGCAUCCUCGGGGCAUCAUCCUCAGCAGGGCGCAGGAGGAGGAUGGGCAUGGGUGCCGUCCAUACCCUCGUGCGCAGACAUCCACAUCAGCCUAGACUUCUUCACCAGCAGCGAGGACGCCACUCUCCUGUACUCUGGCCCAGACCACUUGGUCAUGCCCUCCGCUACCUACAGCGACAUGUUCUCCCUCGAACUCCGAGGAGGUCGGCCCUCCCUGCUGCUCGACCUCGGAGCCGGGCCUUCGGUGCUCAACCUCAACGCCUCCUACUCGCUCGCAGAUUCGACGUGGCACAGACUCGACGUCAUCUGGAAGGACGAGCUGGUGGAAAUGAUCGUCGACCUGUGUUCCGGUGGGAGCAUAGACGGCCCUCCCCCUAGACCUUCCUCAAACGCUUCCUCAUCCUCCUCAUCCUCCUCGUCAACGCCAACACUCUCUCCGCCCAUCCCCCCGGACGCCCACACGUGCAGAGGAGCGGCGAGGCUGCCGAGGGGCGCCAAUCUCCUGAACACAGCUCAACCCCUUCAGGUGGGCGGGCUCUCACACCCGCCCCCUUCCCAGACGGCUCACGGCUGGCCCACGGCGGUGUCUGGGCUUCCCCUCAGGGGUUGCCUGAGGAAUUUGAGGAUCAACGGAGAGCUAAUAGACCUAGGCAAUCAAAUACUCAGUGAAGGCAGCUCGCCCGGUUGUCCGGCUGUGGAGUGCGAGUCAAGUGGUCUCAGCUGUGGAGUGCAUGGAAGGUGCCACGGUUCUCCUGGGUACCUCAGGUGCGAGUGCCAGCCCGGGUGGUCUGGCACCCAGUGUGCCACCACUUCCACGCCCGCGUCGUUCCAGCUGAACAGUUAUGUCAAGUUGGCGUUGUCCUUCACGCCCCUAGCUUACACCACCACUUUACAUCUCAGAUUCCGAACCUUCACGCUACGAGGGGAACUUUGUGGUCCUAUCAUCCCAACACGGGCGUGACAGACUCGCCCUGGAGCUAGUAAACGGGCGUCUAUGCCUCGUCCUGCAACUCCACCCGGAUCCACCAAGGUCCCUGUGCCUGACGAAGGCCCAACUGACGGACGGGCGUUGGCACACCCUUACUGCCUCUCGGAUGCAUCGACGACGUCAGGAUCUCCGGCAAGAGCGUCCCGCUCCCUCCUGCCGUCAACGGGACGCCCUGGGGGCAAGCCAGUAUGUUCAAGGGCGUGGAGCGCGGCUGCAGGGCUCCUCCCGCCUGUACCAACGUCUCCUGUAGGGCGCCUCUCACCUGUAUAGAUACCUGGAGGAGUUAUCACUGCGG
This is a messenger RNA of Macrobrachium nipponense, 4639 nucleotides long. Its product is annotated as putative neural-cadherin 2. Gene Ontology annotation, biological process: homophilic cell-cell adhesion. NCBI's taxonomy places the organism in Eukaryota, Metazoa, Arthropoda, Malacostraca, Decapoda, Palaemonidae. The record is from RefSeq and is a predicted model, not a curated record. Gene Ontology annotation, molecular function: cadherin binding; calcium ion binding. Gene Ontology annotation, cellular component: catenin complex; plasma membrane.